Laccaria bicolor S238N-H82 is the source of this 594-nucleotide messenger RNA. RefSeq lists its product as uncharacterized. The record is from RefSeq and is a predicted model, not a curated record. Gene Ontology annotation, cellular component: nucleus. The transcript is spliced from 2 exons. NCBI's taxonomy places the organism in Eukaryota, Fungi, Basidiomycota, Agaricomycetes, Agaricales, Hydnangiaceae. The annotation marks the transcript as partial.
ACACUAUUUGUGCCAUUUCCUUCAUUAAUGCUCUCUGUCCCCAAUGAUACUUGUAUAUCAGAUUUGUUCCCUCUCCUGACAUGCAAAUAUCCAUCUCUACCAUCGUCACUUCAAUCGUCCCUGUCGUUCUCUACACAUGCAGGCCAUGUCCCUCCGCCAUCCACACUCAUCCACUCCCUCAACCCCACCUCAAAUCUUGUCACCCUUCACCUUACUCCCUCUCUUCUUGGCAGAAAGGGAGGCUUUGGGAGUCAGUUGUGUGCUGCUGGUGGGCGGAUGAGCAGUCAGAAGACCAGCAACAAUGACUUGUGUAGGGAUCUUACAGGAAGAAGGCUGAGUACCAUCAAAGAGGCCAAAAAGCUCGCAGAAUACCUGGAAACAGAGCCAGAGUGCCUUGUAGCAAAGGCGGAAGCUCAGAGGGCCAAACUCGAAGCACUCGAGUGGAAGCUUGGCAUUGAACCUUCCUCUUCCUCAAGCAAACUGGGAGAUCCAAACACCCCUCCUCCAACACUGGUGGGAAAGAAAUGUCAUUUUGACGAUACUGAGUAUCUGGAACAGAGCAGGGAACUGUCUGAAGGGGUUAUCGCAAGCAUA